Messenger RNA from Chiloscyllium plagiosum (whitespotted bambooshark), 5004 nucleotides. The record is from RefSeq and is a predicted model, not a curated record. Lineage: Eukaryota; Metazoa; Chordata; Chondrichthyes; Orectolobiformes; Hemiscylliidae.
AUAUAGAGCAAUAUUACAUGAAACCUGCAGGGUCUUGCUUCUGGGUGGCCGCGCUGGACGGCAACGUGGUCGGGAUCGUGGCGGCCAGGGGCCACGAGGAGGACAACGUGGUGGAGCUGCGCCGCAUGUCGGUGGACUUUGAGCAGCGGGGCAAGGGCAUCGCCAAGGCCCUGGGCCGCAGGGUGCUGGAGUUUGCGGUGCUCAGCAACUACUCGGCGGUGGUGCUGGGGACCACCGCUGUCAAGCCGGCAGCCCACAAGCUGUACGAGUCGCUGGGUUUCCGCUACGUGGGCAUCACCGAACACUACGUGCUGCCGGGCAUGAGCCACUCCCUCCUGGAGAAGAUGUUUUUCCAGCUCCGUUACCACCGCUACCGGCUCCUUGUGCGUGAAGAAUAACCCGCGUCCCCCCACCCCCCACACCCCCCCCCCCCCCCAUCCCGCUCUGUAAUAGCUCGACUUUACUUCCUCUCCCUAACCCUCUUCACGUCCCCUAAGAGUCCCAGCCGUCCCUGAUGGUGCUGGUGGGGCCGCAUGGCUGGGUCCAUGUUCCUCUUGCUAGACCUUCUCCAGUACCAUGGGUCUCUCUCACACACACACACACACCGCCCAUAGGAUUGGGGCUGGGUUUCCCAAGGACGGGCUCGGUGUGCGCUUGCAUGUCCUGUGAGUGAUGCUGCUCAUUAACCAAUGCUCUUUCCCCCUUCCACCACCCCCCAUCAAACUACCCAGCCCAGCUUCUCCCCUCCCCACGCCGACAAGCAUGCCCUCCCUCCCUCCGAUGCCAGCGUUACUCCCAACAGCCUUUGAGAUGACCGGGGGAGGAGGGAGGGAGGUUUGGAAAGGAAACGCACUGAUUUCGCCCCCAUGCUGCUCAGACAGGCGAGAGCUGCUAAAUGUGAUGGCACUCCCUCUUGACCUGAUCCAUGUGCAUCUGGACUCCAACAUGCAGUUUUUUUGUUGUUUUUUUUUGAAAAAAGGAAAGAAAUUUAACCUUUAGAUGUGCUGCACCUGCUAAAUUCGACAGUGAGAGCCAGAUGCAACCAAUACCAUUGACUGUUACUCCCAUUACUUUCAGCAUUUGGUCAACUUGGACCUCUUGACCCACGUUGCAUAUUGUGAAAUAAUCAUUGAGUUCUCUCUCCCCUCCCCUUCUCCUGGGUGACAGUGAGUAAAUCAUUCGCAUGCAAACCGGAUGCUACUGGCAGGUUUUUGGUUUGGUUCCUGGGUUUUAUUUUUAAUUUGCGCUUGAGCUGAAUGAUGUCAUUAGAGUCGGAGGGAGGUUGCGGUUUCUAAGAAAAUGCAUCUCCCUUCCCUUCCCCGACCCUCCUCCCCACCAUAUCAAUGGCACAGGCAGAGUCCGUAGGGAUCAAGGAGAAUGGCUCUUCCAAACAAUAAAAAAGAUCACAUACAAUCGCAAAGUCAAAAUCCAUAAGCAAAAACAAACAAAAAUUAUUAGUAAUUAAAAAUAGUCGUGAAUAGUUUCUGCUGCCUUGCUAGUGUUGCUAUGGUAGUUGCUUUAAUGACAUCAACCUCGUGACUGGUAGAAUGCAGAAGUAAUGCAAUUGGCAUGUGUCUGUACCCUGAGUGUAUUGUACAGUGCCUGCCUGAACAAUAAGACAAAGGAUAUAACUCCUUAAUCAUGAAGUAACAACUGUGUAAUAUCUUAAAAGCUUUUUUUGUUUUGCAUGCUGAAUGUCUGUCUUGAAUUCCAAACAAGAGGAUAGCUGAAUUUUAGUUUUAAUAAGGGAGAUGUCCAAAAUAUAAAUAUAUAUAUAUAUAUACGAAAACAAAUUUCUGGAACUGCACUUCAGUGACUUUCUCAGAGAUGCUGAUCCUCGUUGAUUUUAGUAUCAGUACUUUGUAAUAGACAUGUACGUGUACAAAAAAAACUGAAGAGAUACUUUUUCACAAAGUCAUUCCUGGUUAAUGGACAAGGAUUGGUUGCUUUGUUUAUUUUUGUUACGCCGAUGCUUUCUGAAAGAUACCGAAGUUGAGUUGGCAAUGGUCAAAUUUUCUUUUUUUAAAGAUAGUAUUUUAUCGGCAAUGAAUAUCUCUUGGCUUCUAAUGUACGGUCAAGCGAAUGUGUAUCUGAAGUAGUGAAGAUCUCUCACAUCAGUCCAAAUUAUUUUUUAGUCAUUUUCUGUACAUAGAUUAUACCUCGCUGGCGAUGGUGAGUUCGUUGCAGUUCUAAAACUAGCACAAUAUUGGUCUACAAUACUCCCACAGCUCGUGUGGCCAAGCAACUCCACGGUCUCUCUCUCUCUCUCUGGAUCGUGGUCUGGCCGUAAACAGGGCUGAACCUAAGAUGGCCACUGGGAGGCGCAAGAGGGUGAUAGUCGAUUGACCUUUGGCUAAUGCCCAGCCGAGAUCAGGAACUAUUGGGGACAGCAAGGAGCCACAUCUCAAUCCCUGUUGUAGAGUUAGUGCUGAAUACUGGGUGUGGUAUCAGGUUGUAACAAGGGGUGGGAUCAUUAGGAUUUUUUUUUGCUUUAGAAUAAAGUACGCUAAUGUGAGUGCAAAAAUUUGUCUCCAAUGUAACAGUUUAGUGUGGAUAAUGUAUCCUUUACAGGAAUCCCUAUGUUACUCUCUCUUUUUUACAUCAGCCUGAUCAUUUGAUGGGUGAAUUAAAACUGGGUCAGAGGAUGGGAAAGUGAAUGGAUCCUGAGGAAUGGCCUGUGUCCUGAGGUGGGACAGUUAGUUACAACCUGAGGAAAAAGACACCAAAUCUCUCUGAAGACCCUUCGUUCCAAAUUCUGCCCUGUUUGGCUGUUUAUACUUCCCGCUCAGAGUGGUGAGCCUUUUCAUUGGUUUCUGUGCAUGUUGUAAAACACGAGCUCUGUGAUUGGUUGGGCUUGAAGAGGUUUAUCCACCAGGGGAUCUUGCCAGUUCAAAUUGACUCCACCCCACUUCACCAAAUCCAACCUGAAACUUGUUUCUUAGUAAAAAGCGAAUUCCGGCUUUAAUUGUAUCGACCCCCCCCCUCCUCCCCCUAGCCGACCUCUAUUGGCCCUUUGCUUGGGUGGAUUGAGAGGAAAUUUGCUGUCAGCCUCCUGCCUUGAUCUAGCCACCAAGAGUGGAGGGUUGAGUGAAACAGAAUUAGCCUGGAAUGAAGAAAUGGUUUAAUGGCUGUGAGAAUACAAACCAAUCCCAUUCCCAGAUUUCUCCAUCUGUUCAGUGUACACUAUUUAUUUUCCCAUAGUCAUGAAAAGCAAUAAAAAAAAACGAGUUGAUGCCAUACAAGGGAAGUCCUAGCCGGCAAGUUUUGAAGAUGAAACUCUGAAGUGCUGUAAUAAAUGAGAAAAGUCUCAAAUGAACCGUGGCUCACCUUUACUCACGAUCACACAAAGGCAGCAGUAAUUGUGUCAUGAUUCUGUAAUCGGGAGGAUGUAUAUGACCUGAUCUGGAGGUGUGUGUGUUGCUUGCUGAGCUUGUCACACAGGCAUGCCUUAUUGCCAAUGGAUAACUAUCUCAAACAUUGAGAUGGCAUUGAGGUCUCCAGUCACCACUAGCAGCUCAAAGGCACACACCAAUCUAACUUGAAAAUAUCUCGCCAUUCCUUCAUUGUCCUGUGACCCAAAUCCUCAAAGUUUCUCCCUAACUGGGUGUCCUUCCACCCCAAGAUUGUUGCAUUUAGGCUCACCAUCACCUUCUCCAGGACGGCUGACGAACACUAGCUGAGCUCACAAAACCCAUACCCCACAAACAAAUCAACAAAAACACACCUCACGACCUGGCACUGCAUUGUCUGACGAUUCCAGGUCAGAUCCCUGAUGUGAAUAAUGUCUCUCUAGCAGAAACUUAUAACCAUUACCAUUUAGAAGGACAAGGGCAACAUAUACAUGGGAACACCUCAAGUUCCCCUCCAAGCCACUCACCAUCCUGAUCUGGAAACUUAUCGCUGUUCCAUCAGUGUCGCUGGGUCAAAAUCCUGCCAUUCACUCCCUCACGGUGUUCGGGAGCACAGGGACAGCAGCAGUUCAAGGAGGGAUAGUGCUAAUUAUAAAGACCUUAUGAGUUACAGGUAAAGGGAUCCAAGCUGCACGAAUGUGAACAUGUGGUCAAAUGGGUUACUCAGACCUAAGACAGUGCAAGUGCUUGAAGUACAGUAUGUAGUAAGUAUCUGUAAGACAAAAACUUGAAGAGAAAAGGGGAAAGAGGUGUACAGGAGUAGGCCAUUCAGCUCCUCCAAUCUGUUCUGCCAUUCAGUGAGACCACGGCUGAUCUGCAGCCUAUCUCCAUAUCCCUGCCUCUGGCCUCUAUCUCUUUGCUUAACAAAACAAUAUCUAUCUCAGAUUUAAAACUAACAAUUGAUCCAACAUUAGCUGCUGGAAGAAUUGUGAAUGACAAUCUUGAUUCACAUUGUUUCUCGAAAUGGUUUCCUUUGCCCCAUAUCUCAAAACUGCCGACAUAUAAAAGAAGAGAGACCAAUUCUGAAGGAUAAUUUCUCAGCAUAACUUUUCUUCCUCUGCUUGUCCCAGACGUGCCCAGUAGGAAGACUUUGUAGUUAAGUGAGGAAACUGACAGCAGCUAGACACAGAGAAGUUUGAUGUUUCAGGAGUUGGGUCUUGCUGCAUACUCCAGGCCGGUAUGUUAAAUAGCCAACAUUUAAAAUUUGUGUUUAACAUUUCCUGACAAACGCUUUUAACAAAUUAAUGGUAAAUGGAGUGAAUAAAGGAAAUUUGAACUGAUGUUCUGAGUGUUUAUAACAUUCAGAUGCCAAAUGCCUGUCUUCUCACAGUCUUUAAUCCCUCUUUUAUUCCCCCAGUUGCUCUCUGGUUUAUUGAUUUUCACUUGUAUUGUCCCUUUAAGCCUUAACCAUCCAAUUCAGCAAUAAACUGACAUCGGAGACUAUGAUAAGCAGUAUUACAGCCAAUGGUGUUCGUGUUUUCAGUAAUAAGAACUACUUUGUAAUUGACUUUUAAGCGUCUGUCAGAUGCUGGCUGCAAUUCAAUGAUGAAACUCUAUGAGUAUCCUUACAGUAAAAAUUAAUUUUGUAUUGUGA